Molecule: messenger RNA, 2180 nt
Organism: Musa acuminata AAA Group (dessert banana)
Lineage: Eukaryota; Viridiplantae; Streptophyta; Magnoliopsida; Zingiberales; Musaceae
Product: enhancer of polycomb-like protein 1
Exons: 11
Coding region: 732-2039 (435 amino acids)
Biological process (GO): regulation of transcription by RNA polymerase II
Cellular component (GO): NuA4 histone acetyltransferase complex; piccolo histone acetyltransferase complex
Source: RefSeq, a predicted model, not a curated record
AUCUUUUCUCGAAAUACAAGUCGUCUCGUUUCAAACAUUGCCACGGAAAAAUGUAAAAAAGAAAGAAAAAAUAAAACCUCCGCCCCCUCCCAUUUCUUUUUAGUAUUUUAAUUUCACCAAUUUUUUUAACCCUAGAAGCCGUGAAGCUCUACGAAUCGGAACCCUUAAUUCGCCCGGAAUUCUCCAAAUCUUCCUUCUUCUUCUUCUUCGACGCGGUCUCCAAUCCUGUCGUCGUCCCGCUUGAUCCUGUGCCCUAAAUCUCCCCAAACGAGCAGCGACUUCGAUCCGAAUUGUGGUUUCUCAAUCCGCUCUGCCGGCCCUGGAGGUCCCGCUUCGAAGCCAGGAGUGGAGGUUUCUCGGGAUUGGGGCGCCUCAGUGUUGUUUUCUCAACUUUGGCUGGCACCUGCGAGCAAGAGUACGUUCGCGUCUUUAGAUGUCCCCUUCGCCUAUCUUCUCAAGUUACAGAGUGAAGUUCGUGAACUGAGGAAUUCUAGGUUUUGUUUGUGAACUCCGUUUCUGCUGGUGUCUGGUCUAAGCUGCUGCAACUGUGUCAUUGUGAAUGGCGAGCCCUAGUGCUCGCAAGGAUAAUACAGGAACGGGUCUGUGAUCUGAACUGAAUCAUUGCAUCUGACUUUAAACAAGUAAUUGGGUUACCGUCAUCAGUUCUGCUGUGCUGGAGGUGGCGGCGGCAACAGCGUGAGCUGGGAAAUGAGGUUGGCAAGGGAAGAGAGAUGACUAGGCUUUCGUUCAGGCCUCGGCCACUUGACAUUCACAAGAAGCUUCCCAUUGUCAAAUCCAUUAAAGAAUUUGAGGAAGAUGAGACACUUGUCACAGCUGCAUCCACCCGCAACUCACAGCUGCUCUGGACUGCAGCUGAGAAUGAGAAUGAGGUGCAUCAAACUCGUAGCAAGGCAAGUUCUCAAGAAAUACCUACCCCCCAGUUCAUUGUUGUGGACACAUACGAAAGAGACUAUGCUUGCACCUUCACACAAACCACAUCAUAUAUACGUGGAAGAGGAGCUCGGGCUGAGAUUGGUGAAUUUGUUGAAUAUGACCUGGAUAAUGAAGAUGAUGAAUGGCUUGAAGAGUUCAACCAUGAUAAGAUGACUCUUACACCUGAAAAAUGUGAGACCAUUUUGUUCAAGUUGGAGGUUAUGGAUUAUAAAGCUCGAGAACGAGCAGGAGUCAUAACACCUACUUUUGGAUCACCGAUUCCUGUUCUUUUACAACUUGAUGCAGCAGCAGAGGCUUUACAAUUCCUAUCUGUACGAUAUCCGGUAUUCCAGUCUGUAUAUAGCUAUUGGAAAGCAAAGAGAGAAUGGUGGCAAAAACCUAUAUUGCGGCACUUGCAGCCUCCUCCACCAGUUAAUGAUUCAAAUCCUUAUAAUGUAUUCAGACCGAGGGAAAAGGCACACCGUCUUCACAUGAGAAGGAUGCAAAGGAGGGAAAACAAUGUGCAGUCAUUUGAAAAACUUCGCCAGAGAGAAGAAAAGAAGCGGGAGAUUGUUGAGUGCAAGGUCAAAAUUCAAAGAAUCCAGAUUAAGUAUAAGCAUGAGGCAUAUCUCAUUGAAGAUGGAUUCCGAAGCUUCCAACAACUUUCAAGCAAAUUUACAUCAAGUGAAGAGGUUUAUGUUGAUUCAGAUGACACAAUUAAUGGUCAUCAGGAUGUUAUCUCUGCCACUGUCCAUCCAAAGUUUGCAGAUUUCAAACUUGUUGCAGUCCCUACAGUACGAAUGAAACGGGAGCUGAAGCAGAGGACUCUGUCAAAUGGGCGUACAAGAAAGAGGGACUUGUAUGAGCCAGUCAUGCUGUUCACCGAAUCUUUGGAUCCAGACAAGCUUGCUGUUGCAGGCAUUGUGCCACCAGUACUACCUGCUGAGGAUAGCUCAGUUGCACCACCAUACCAAUUCCAUGGUCGGAUUGGUCGUGGAGGGCGCAUCAUCUUUGAUCGAUGGAACCCUCUUUUUGAAGCUCCAAUUGGCCAGGAGAGCUCACUCUAUCUACCACCAAAUCCAGUGCCUCCCUCACCGAUUGGCUGAACACUUGCACUGCAGAAGGCUAUUGGCUGAUGACUCGUGGAGGAGCAGGAGCUUGUUGAAGCUGAGCAUGUUCAAUUGCUAGUUAAUGUACAAUUAUUUACUAAUUUCCAAAUUGAAAGCCAGUGCGUUAUUUUCCUCGUA